Molecule: messenger RNA, 1137 nt
Organism: Pipistrellus nathusii (Nathusius's pipistrelle)
Lineage: Eukaryota; Metazoa; Chordata; Mammalia; Chiroptera; Vespertilionidae
Source: the annotation of a GenBank genome assembly
AUGGAGCGCGAGGACCAAUGGCUGGCGGCCCCGCGCCCGGCCGCGGAGGAUACUGAGAACUCGAUGUGUGACUCAGACAUGUCUCCACCCGAAAGCAGUGGAGUGCACACCUCUUGGAACCAUGACCCCUCAGGCAACCAACACUUCCUUCAGAGUCCACAGCCGGAGAGGAUGCCCUUGGGUCCUGCUCCGGAGCCCAGGCAGAGUGCAGAUGGAAUGGGGCCACAGCUCAAUGUGUCGCUGCAUGAGCACAGUGUGAACUAUUGCCCCCGAGUGACUUUCCCUUCUUCCCAAAUUGUUUACUAUCAGAGAAUGUCUCCCCCUCAACCAGCAAUGCCUCAUGCUUUCAACGGGUCCCAGAUGAUGUCCUUUGGAGAGCCCAGUAUUCCAGGGAUGGCCAUGGUCUUUGGUGGAAAUCUGAACAGGCCCCCCAAUGGACCACCAGUCACAAUGCCCCACAUUAUGACACCAACCAUGCAGUAUUCUGGCCACCCUCCAGUACCUUCUAAUGGAGACUCCCUAACACCUACAAUGUCACUGCCUGCCCCUGUGCCUUCUGCUGGGGGCCAGGCUGGGCUUCCCCCUUUGGCUCAGAUGUUGCCCCCUAGAGAUCCCCACAACGGUUGCAUGCCCCCAGAUGGUGCCCCGUCAUUGCGGAGGUUAGGAUCCCAGGGCUCUUUUGUGAGCCAGCCAGCCUCCCAGGAAAACCCCUUCCUCCCCGAGCAACCUAUACCUGCGCCACAAGGAGCGGAGCAGAAUUUCGGGGCCCCGGAGAGGGCUGACAGGAGCAAGUCCCCGAUUUCAAGGCCUUUCCGCUGCAACUAUGAGAACUGUGGGAAAGCUUACACCAAGCGCUCUCACCUCCUGAGUCACCUCCGCAAGCAUACAGGUGAGAGGCCCUAUAAAUGUGAGUGGGGAGGUUGUUCCUGGUCUUUCAGCCGCUCUGAUGAGCUUGGACGACAUAUGCGGAUACACACCAAACACCGGCCACACAAAUGUGAGCAUUGCGGCCGGCAGUUCAUGAGGUCUGACCAUCUCAGGCAACACCUCAGGAUUCACCAGCGGGCGCCGAAAUCCCCCAGUCCACAGGCCGACGACGAAGAGAGAGCUGGUCCUUCUUCUGCUCCUGAUCUUUAG